Messenger RNA from Striga asiatica, 870 nucleotides. Lineage: Eukaryota; Viridiplantae; Streptophyta; Magnoliopsida; Lamiales; Orobanchaceae. The record is from the annotation of a GenBank genome assembly.
AUGUCCCCCACCGCACAGCCUCCGUCCUUGUCGUCGGUGAAUUGCCCGACCGUUCUCAGCCCUGCGAAGACCUCACCAGUCGACCACAUUCUCACAAUUUUGGUUUCGAUUUCUUUCGAUUUUGUGUUCAUCGACUUUGAUGUCAAUUUUGCGGUCCUUCUCCCAGCAAUUGCAGAGGCGCUACAGCCCGAGCUCGGUGGCGUCAGUAAUUUUCUUUUUGGGGCAGCCGGAUUUUGGCCUCCUGGUGCUCCUGAUCUGUUCCUCGUGUGGCAGGAUAGAAAUCUUCUUUUGAACGGUAGUCGUCUAAGUGAUAUUGAUGUGAUGAUUGAUAAAGGAUUCAGAUGGGUGGAGGACUAUGACAAGGCCCAAGCUUGCACAAUUUUCGACGCUGUUGGAGGCUUCGUAAACGACCACUGGGCUUGGAAGGGAAGGAAAGGAAAUGAGAAUGGUUGUUAUCUUCACUGUGAUGCAGCUGUACGAGACUCUGAAAUUAAUUUGAGAGGUUGGAUAAGAAAUUCAAAAUGUCUUGUAGUCGCGAUUUUUGCAUCCCAUAUGUCAAGUUCGUUCUCUCCAACUUUGGCUGAGGCUUUUUCUAUUCAAUUUGGGUUACGGUUUGCUGCUACGUUGGGAGUGAAGAUUCAACAAGUUACCAGAGAUUGGCAUGAAGCCGAGCAAGGACUGAUAGCGAAAGAUUCACAUCACCCUCUUGAAGGCAUUCUCUCGAAUAUACUGACACUCUUUGAUUCAAUAGACUGCGGACUCUGUGAGCAUACGAAACGACUUCAUAAUGAGAUUGCUCAUGCCAUUGUUAAGUGGGCGGUGGAACCAAAAACCACGAUAAUGUGGUCGGAUUGUAUUCCAAUCUCUUGA